AUGUCUGACGACGGGCUCUCAAUAUACGAUGAGAUCGAAAUCGAAGAUAUGACCUUCGACGAGGUUCUUCAAACAUACUUCUAUCCGUGUCCCUGCGGCGAUCGUUUCCAGAUCGCUCUCGAUGACCUGCGCGACGAGCAGGAUAUUGCUGUGUGCCCCAGCUGUAGCUUGAUGAUUAGAGUUAUUUUCGACCUUGUGGGAUAUUCCAAGGCCUUUCUGAAGAAGAGCGCCUCGCUAACGUAG
Trichoderma breve is the source of this 243-nucleotide messenger RNA. Its product is annotated as CSL zinc finger domain-containing protein. Lineage: Eukaryota; Fungi; Ascomycota; Sordariomycetes; Hypocreales; Hypocreaceae. Gene Ontology annotation, biological process: protein histidyl modification to diphthamide. Gene Ontology annotation, molecular function: metal ion binding. Bases 1 to 243 code for a protein of 80 amino acids. The transcript has a single exon. The record is from RefSeq and is a predicted model, not a curated record.